Messenger RNA from Tuber aestivum (summer truffle), 2328 nucleotides. The record is from the annotation of a GenBank genome assembly. Lineage: Eukaryota; Fungi; Ascomycota; Pezizomycetes; Pezizales; Tuberaceae.
CCUUGGCUCCAACAUCACCACUUUUACGUUUGCAGGACAGCAGCAGCUCCUCCCAACAUAUCGCUACGCCAAAAACCUACGGAGCUGGGGCCUUCCAUCUCGCUUUCAUCACAGAGCCCUCUCUGCGGAUUCCUCAGCACGCGUGCAAUUGCCAAAAACACCGGCUGUAGGGAGACAACAGGACAGGAACAGAGGAAAAGGGAAGAAAGGGAGACGGAAGGCUGGAAUCGGUAUCAGUUUACCAUCGUGACCAAAGGGCCACUGCCCGACCCUGCUGCGCCGUAAAGGAAACGCUUUUACUCCAGCAUAUCCGUCAUCACCAUCAGCGCCUACGCGUUAUUGUUGCAGUCUUCCUCGCCCCCCAUUUUUCUCCGUCUCCCUUCGUUUUGCCCCUACUCAGCCCCUGCCAACCGUUUCGGCGGCGACGUUUCCUCCUGGAAUCUCGGGAUUUUUCUCCAGAAACCUGUUUGAUUACCUUGCCCCAUCACUCCCACCGGCCCGGAUCUCACCCUCACUCAGCCCACCGAAACCACCCCAAUCAUGGUAUCGGAAACUUUGGAGGGAAUGCCCUCCUUCAUGGGCAUGUCCAUGAAACACCUUUCACUCAUUACUGUACGCAUACUUUUUUUUUCUUUUCGAAAAUAGAACCCCAAUCGAGUAACUCUGUGGGGCUGCGGCUGACAAUCAAUCAAUGGCGUUCACAGUUGACUUUCCAAAAUUCAGCUCUCAUCCUCGUACGUACCCAUUUUCCCUUUCCCGUGCUCCCGAAGGGUUGUCUCUCGCAUAUGUGCUCGCGUGACUGACCAUUCGAUCUCAGAUAAUGCAUUACUCCCGGAUCAUGCCAAAGACGUCCGCAAACCGCUAUUUUACCUCGACGGCGGUAUUCCUGAAUGAAGUGUUGAAGCUGUCGGUAUCCAUAUGGGUCGCUUACCUUGAACGGCGCAAGGCCGAUGGGCCGAAAGCCCCCGUUGCAAGGUCCAUAAAGCACCUAUGCGGUGAUGUGUUUCGACCGGAUAAUUGGAAACUGGCUAUUCCGGCGUGUCUGUACACUCUGCAGAACACUCUGCAGUACGUUGCGGUGUCGAACUUGGAUGCUGCGACAUUCCAGGUCACCUACCAGCUCAAGAUCCUGACCACUGCGCUUUUCAGCGUCCUGAUGCUGCAUAGGAACCUGACUGCUAAGAAAUGGGCUUCGUUGAUCAUGUUGACCGUUGGUAUUGCAAUUGUCCAAUUGCCUGCCGCAACAAAGCUUGUUCCGGAUAAUGCCUCUGAGUCGUCCUCGAUGUCUUCAGCAUCCAAGCUACACCGUCGUUCAGCAACGUAUGAGGGUAUCGGUGAGGACACCAUGGAGCCAGAGAUGAAUCGAGCAAUCGGUUUGAUAGCCGUAGUCGUAGCAUGCACAAUCUCCGGUUUGGCUGGUGUGUACUUUGAAAAGGUUCUCAAAGGGUCAAACACCACUCUCUGGGUCCGCAACGUUCAGCUGUCAUUCUACUCCCUCUUUCCGGCAUUCUUCAUCGGCGUUGUAGCAAAGGACGGUAAGGAGAUUUUAGAAAGGGGCUUCUUUGACGGAUACAACAAUGUUGUCUGGUCUGCCAUCGGCUGCCAGGCACUCGGUGGGAUAGUGGUAGCACUGUGCGUAAACUACGCGGAUAACAUUGCAAAGAACUUUGCUACGAGUAUAAGCAUCCUCCUAAGUUUCAUUGCCAGCAUCUACUUCUUUGACUUUGAAGUUACUGUGGGCGUAGGUUGCCCCCUAGCCCUUCGUAUAUAUUCACCAUGUGUUAACUAGAUCAAUAGUUCAUGAUCGGCGCCGGCAUUGUGCUGUUCGCGACGUGGCUCUACGCCGCUCCGGAAGGAUUAAUCCCCAAGUGGAAGCAAGAGUACAUCCCGUUGGAACAGACGGAUUCAAAGGCCGAUCACGACGGCAGGGUUCAUGAAGGGGAAGAGACGGCGGGCAAGAGUUCUAUAGAUGAGCUGAAGAGGUCUGAUUAACCGAUUUAUUGAUUGACUUGGCGCUAGGUUAUGGAGAGGGUGGGGCUGGAGACCCCCAUCCCCCCCCCCCUUUUUUUUUUCAUAAGUUAUGUGAUGUGCAUGUAUAUAAUAUGUCGUAGACAUGUAAAUCGCUAUAUCCUAUCUAGAACGGAGGAGUCGUUGAAGUGCGAAAUAGGGAUACUUAAUUUCGUGAGAGAGAGAGGAGGGUGCGGUAGAGGAGUCGGAAGAAAAGAUAGUUAUGGUUUCUCGGGCCACCACCAUAUCAUGGUGGAGUCUUUUUUUUUAUCAUUAUUCGCCCUUGUUUCUUGCGUUCUAGGUUUUCAAUCACGUAUAAUA